Molecule: messenger RNA, 3037 nt
Organism: Suillus subalutaceus
Lineage: Eukaryota; Fungi; Basidiomycota; Agaricomycetes; Boletales; Suillaceae
Product: cation transport protein-domain-containing protein
Exons: 16
Coding region: 132-2795 (887 amino acids)
Biological process (GO): intracellular potassium ion homeostasis; potassium ion import across plasma membrane
Cellular component (GO): plasma membrane
Molecular function (GO): high-affinity potassium ion transmembrane transporter activity
Source: RefSeq, a predicted model, not a curated record
CGAUUUCCUAAGUAAGGAGCGUCAAUCUCUUGACCAUGACAUUAUAUUGCCGGUUGGAGUGGACGUACAUCGUAUAUAGGGUCGCUCUCGUUCUUAGCAAGUUCGCCCACCAUCGCGCGAUUUCGCCGGGAAUGUCCACGCAGGUCUCAACAUCGUCUUCAAAACACAGCCCAUGGCAAACCAUCAGGGCGCAUCUCAACUUUUUCCGCAUACAUGUUAUAUUUUUUACUUUGACGCCCCUGAUAUUCUCCGGAAUCCUUUAUGCUAGCAAUGGCAAGUAUCCAGUUGCAUACAUUGAUGCACUAUACAAUUCAGUCAGCGCGAUGACCGUCUGUGGUCUCGCGACUGUGAACUUGAGCCAGCUUACCGCUUGGCAGCAAGUGUUGUUAUUCAUCCAGAUGUGUAUUGGAAACCCAACAUUCGAUCAUAUUAUUGGGGUAGAGGCUGCCCAACAGGCCGCGAUCAAGGUGGAACAGCAGCUCGCCACUGCGUCUCUGUCUGCAGGGAAUCCUGUCGGCAGCAAAGGCGGGUGGUCCCGCCGCUUCUUCCGAAGGAAGACCGGCCUUAGUACGGUGCCGGAGGAUUCUGCUAGCGGUGAUGCUCGAACGGCACCGAGGGACAGCGCAAAGAAAUUGAGGCCCGAUAUGAUCAGGCGCAUGGAUGGACAGCCCAAACCGGUCAACCCGAGCGGACGGAUCACAGAAAUCGGAGAACAAGGGCAAGGGCCCUCUCCUCAUCAACUUGCGUUCGCCGAUGAAAUAACUCAGUCUCCGACGCAGCUUGAGUUUGAGAAUGAUGUCGAGAUCAAGAACCUACAUGUAGAAACUGUCAACGCGGGGCCUGCGGAUCUGAAAAGAAACGCCUCUGAGCGCGCACGUCGUCUUUCCGAUUCAGUAAAUCUUGGGGAACCUUCAAAUUGUGGGCCUGAAGCGGGUCAGGGUGCUGUAACGUCAGCUGCAUCGACUGGAAUGCCUCGGACAGCAACUAUCGAGUUUGCACCCACUGUUUCUCCUUCAUAUCCCCCUCUCUUUCCUGUCGGUAGCCGGACCGGUCACUCGGAUUCCCCUGAAAUUUUAUCAGAUAUUUCAGUUUCAGGGUUCUCUACUCCCCGCCGUCGUCGUCGCCGUUCUUCCGCAGUCCCCCAACAUUCGCAUGUGCCAUUAGCACAGCACCCAACCAUUCAGACACAUCGAUCUAGCGAUACUAGGCGCGUAUCGAAUUCGCAUCAUUUCGACCCACCGCAGGAGCAGAUGCUACGGGGGUUCGGGGGGUUUCCUAUGCCGCACGAGCUGCUGGGGAUGCUGUUUGGUUGGCUGUUUCCUAAUACCAACAAUAGACUGAAGAGAACUGUAACGAUUCCCGUUACUACUACACUGGCAGGCGGUGGGCUGGGACGGACUAUGAGUGGCGCUGCGAGUAUCCCUGGGAGGCCAACACACGGCGGAAGCAUUAGCGCUAAGGAAGGUACGAAGCCUGUAACGUAUAUUUCGUUCGACGCCGUCGUUGGGCGGAAUUCUGCGUUUCAUUUUUCGACCAACGAGCAGCUUGAGGAGUUGGGUGGAGUUGAAUAUCGGGCGCUGAACGCGCUGCUUUGGUUAGUUGCAUCUUAUCACAUGGCCGUACAAUUGGUUUCCUUCGUGGUGAUCGCUCCUUACAUGUCAUUGCCAAAGUGGGCAAGCAAUUUCGAACCUCCUGCCCAAUUUAGAAUAAUCACGGUUCCUUGGUUUUCAUUGUUCCAAGUCGUAUCGGCGUACACAAAUACCGGAACUUCUCUUGUCGACCAGAGCAUGGUGCCCUUCCAGACAGCCUAUCCAAUGAUCUUUUUUAUGAUCUUUUGUAUUUUGGCUGGUAACACUGCAUUUGUGAGUGUCAGAAGUUGGAUCAUCACAAAACUCGUACCGAGGGAUUCUCGACUGAAUGAAACGCUGCAUUUCCUCCUGGAUCAUCCCCGCCGAUGCUUUGUUUAUCUUUUCCCUUCAUAUCAAACUUGGUUUCUCCUUACGAUUCUGGUCAUUAUGAACCUUACAGACUGGUUUUGCUUUUUGGUCCUUGAUAUUGGUAAUCCUGACAUCGAUUCCAUACCUUUAGGAACAAGAGUUGUUGCUGGACUGUACCAAGCUAUUGCUGUUCGUGCCGCGGGGUUUGGAAUAGUUCCGCUUGCCAGAAUAGCUCCCGCUGUAAUUAUGAUGCUUAUUAAUCUAGUGUCCGCUCGACAAACGUCUACGAAGAGACAAUCCCUGGGUAUAUACGAUGAUGAUGAUUCGAAGGAUGAAAAUGCCUUUUCAACCGCAGGCCCAAGGAUGACGGUAUGGUCUCGGUACUUGGCCAUGCAUGCACGUCGACAACUGGCAUUCGACAUGUGGUGGUUGUGUCUGGCGCUGGUGUUAAUUUGUAUCAUAGAGCGCGGAAACUUGGAUAACACAGAGAUACAGGGCUGGUUCAAUAUCUUUACUAUCAUUUUUGAAUUAGUCUCAGCAUACGGCACUGUCGGUCUCAGUCUUGGGAUACCUACCGAAAAUUACUCGUUUUCCGGUGCCUUGAAGCCUCUUUCAAAGCUCAUAUUAUGCCUCGUCAUGCUUCGUGGGCGACAUCGUGGUCUCCCAGUAGCCAUCGACCGCGCAAUCAUGUUCCCCUCCGAAUUUCAAAAGACGAACGACGAGCCGCCCGUCCCUGUCAUGCAUGAUGACAGGCAAUCAAGUCCCCACAGCGAGUUUCUGCAUACUCGCGACCCCCUUCCAAAAGAGGACGGUCUCGCUUCCAGCAACGAAGGCCCAAUUACAUACAGGGACGACUGAAGGAAGAUGAGAAGCGGAGUGGCAGCUAUAAUGCACUUGUUGAGCCUGGAAGGCAAAACGCGGGGACGGAAGUAUCUAGUAUGAUCCUAUGCUCGCACCACGGUAACGAGUUAACUUUGCCUUCUACUACCCAGAUCCACUAUCAGACAAAUGGCACGGUGCCACAUAGACAUAACAGGACAUUGAUAAGUGCGUUCUUCAAAAAUCUACAGGGCCGAGUUAAGAUAGACCUCCGAGGAUCU